Pseudoliparis swirei is the source of this 1260-nucleotide messenger RNA. RefSeq names its product INO80 complex subunit C (gene ino80c). The record is from RefSeq and is a predicted model, not a curated record. Gene Ontology annotation, cellular component: Ino80 complex. Bases 102 to 710 code for a protein of 202 amino acids. Gene Ontology annotation, biological process: chromatin remodeling. The transcript is spliced from 5 exons. NCBI's taxonomy places the organism in Eukaryota, Metazoa, Chordata, Actinopteri, Perciformes, Liparidae.
UGAAGCGAUGUUUACAAUGCGGACGUCGGGCGGCUAAUGCUAAAUAUCUUGGGAUAAAUCUGCAUUCCCGUCGUAUAUUCUCACCACCCUGCUCAACACAAAUGUCAUCUCAGAGCCCCGUGACCGUCAGGGCUCCGCCAGCAGCCGCCAGCUCGGCCGCAGUCCGGGGGAAGAAACGUCCCGCUAGUCCGGCGGUGGCUACGGCUCCGCAGGUCACCGGAAGCUGCAGCAGCAAGAAGAAGAAAAGCCAGAUGACCGCUCCACCCACAACACAGCCGCAGAUUGCAGCUGUGGAGUCGGUGCCUGAGGUGAAGCCAGUGGGACCAGCUGACUGCGGUCCUACUGCCAUCCCAGAGUCCACAGCAAAGCCUCCACCGUUCAAAGACCCCGCGUUUAUGCAUUCUGGGAUCGGUGGAGCAGCAGCAGGUAAAAAGAACCGGACCUGGAAGAAUCUCAAACAGAUCCUGGCUUUGGAGCGGACUUUACCCUGGAAGCUCACUGAUCCCAGCUACUACAGCAUUGACGCCCUUCCCUCGUUGAAGCCAACUAAGAAAUACUCUGACAUCUCCGGACUCCCUGCAAACUACACAGACCCUCAGACGAAGCUGCGCUUCACAUCCUCGGAGGAAUUCUCCUACAUCCGCCUCCUCCCCACAGAUGUCGUUACCGGCUACCUUGCACUUCGGAAGGAAACGUGCAUCAUACCUUGACAGCCGAGCAAGGCGUGAAACCUGAAACCGGUUUCAACCAGAACUGAACUUGUGUCAGUGUAGGAAGCUGUUGGGCCAACCAGGGGGCUGAGAGUACAGGUGGCAUGUGGACAAGGCCUCAUUCAGAAUUGUUACUGCGUGACAAAAUUAAUGCAAUUGUGAAACAAGAUUUUUACUUUUGGAAAAAAUAUAAAGUUAUUUGCGUAUUCUAAUUGUGACACAAAUGUGAUGCUGUCAAUAGCUCAUUGUUUUAUUUAUUCCUAACGAGGUCAAAAUAUAAUUCAAGUCGGAAAUAUAGUUUUAUUUGGCAUAUUUUUAAAUACACAUUUCCCAGUAUCUAGAUGAUAUUUUUCCAUGAAGCGCUCCUAUGAACUGCGGUGGGAGGAAGUUUGAGAGCUCCUGUUAAAUCCUCAGGAAACAUAGAGUUGGUUCUUAAUUACUCUGCAGAGCCCUACAGGCAAGGAUGCACUCCGCCCCCUUGUGGUAGAAUAUCUGUCUCCAGUGGUGAACGUUCAGUCCCUGUUGGGUUAAAGAAGUUGGAGACAAAUCA